Lasiosphaeria miniovina is the source of this 1882-nucleotide messenger RNA. Its product is annotated as acyl-CoA dehydrogenase/oxidase. Lineage: Eukaryota; Fungi; Ascomycota; Sordariomycetes; Sordariales; Lasiosphaeriaceae. Bases 370 to 1698 code for a protein of 442 amino acids. Gene Ontology annotation, cellular component: mitochondrion. The transcript is spliced from 3 exons. The record is from RefSeq and is a predicted model, not a curated record. Gene Ontology annotation, molecular function: flavin adenine dinucleotide binding; acyl-CoA dehydrogenase activity.
GGUUACCUCGGCUGCGCAAGUCCGGGCAAAUGCUUCGUCACUCGAGACGCUGUGCCUUGUUGGCUGGCUGCUUGCACAUCGCUUCCCCCUUGAGAGGGACCUUCUCGCUCAGGUAAUAAGAAUAAGCUCCAGUCCGUUUAUCUCUCCUCGUUCCCUGCUGGCGUCUGGGGACCCCACAAUUUGCCUUCAUAGCUAUCCGCCCGUCCACAGCGGAGCAAGGACAGUACACGAACCACUCCGCUGUUACCUCCUCCUAGUAUAAAGACCCUCUCUCCGUCCUAGUCGUCUUCGAGGCCGUCCGUGAUCGAGACCGUUUGUGAUUUCUCUUUGACCAGAAACCGAUUUAUAUUUAUCCUUUUCACCGAAAAGAUGAGGUCAUUCACAAGAGCGUUGCGCCCCGCGGUGCGGAGAAGCAUGGCCGCAGCAUCAACGCCCAGGACAUGCAUUGCGCGGCCACCGACCGCCAUUUCCCUUAUUCAGUCCGCCCGCCCUCUUUCCACCACGAUGCCGCUCCGAGAUCCUAACCUGACAGACGUGUCGCCGACUCCCAUCACGCACUUCUCUGAGGUUGAGACGGCCAUGGCUGAGGCAGUACAGAAGUUCGCCAGCGAUGUUAUUCUUCCCAAGGUCCGCGACAUGGACGAGGCCGAGACAAUGGACCCGAGCGUCGUGGAGCAGCUGUUCGAGCAAGGCCUGAUGGGUGUCGAGAUCCCUGAGGAAUACGGUGGCGCCGGCAUGAACUUCACGGCCGCCAUUGUGGGAAUUGAGGAGUUGGCGCGUGUCGACCCGUCCGUGUCCGUCAUGGUCGACGUGCACAACACCCUCGUCAAUACGGCCGUCAUCAAGUGGGGCAGCACAGCACUCAAGAAGAAGUACUUGCCCAGGCUGGCCACCAGCACCGUCGGCUCCUUCUGUCUCUCGGAGCCCGUCAGCGGGUCUGACGCCUUCGCGCUGGCUACGCGGGCCACGGAGACAGAGCACGGCUUCCGCAUCAGCGGCAGCAAGAUGUGGAUUACCAACAGCAUGGAGGCCGAGUUCUUCAUCGUGUUUGCCAACCUGGAGCCGAAGAAGGGAUACAGGGGCAUCACCGCCUUCAUCGUCGACAAGGGCAUGAAGGGGUUCGAGAUUGCCAAGAAGGAGAAGAAGCUGGGGAUCAAGGCGAGCAGCACGUGCGUGCUCAACUUUGACGACGUCGAGGUGCCCAAGGAGAACCUGCUCGGAGAGAAGGGCCACGGCUAUAAGUACGCCAUCGCGCUGCUGAACGAGGGCCGCAUCGGCAUCGCCGCGCAGAUGACGGGCCUCGCGCUGGGCGCCUGGGAGAACGCGGUCAAGUACGUGUGGAACGACCGCAAGCAGUUCGGCCAGCUGGUCGGCGAGUUCCAGGGCAUGCAGCACCAGAUCGCGCAGUCGUACACCGAGAUCGCCGCCGCCCGCGCGCUCGUCUACAACGCCGCACGUAGGAAGGAGGCCGGCGAGGACUUUGUCCGCGACGCCGCCAUGGCCAAGCUGUUCGCGUCGCAGAUCGCUGGCCGCGUCAGCGGCCUCGCCAUCGAGUGGAUGGGCGGCAUGGGCUUCGUCCGCGAGGGCCUGGCGGAGAAGUUCUGGCGCGACAGUAAGAUUGGCGCCAUCUACGAGGGCACAAGCAACAUCCAGCUCAACACGAUUGCGAAACUCCUUCAAAAGGAGUAUACCGUGUAAUCUAGAAUUCUGAUAUUGUUAUAGCAACGCAUUCGGAGUUUGUUGCAAAGCGGUGUCUUGCUUAUUUCGGCUGCUUUGGUACGGAGCCUUUCCGCGGCAUGUACCUAUAAAAUUAGAAAUCUGUAUCACCUCUAAACAUCCCUUGGCACUGUAAAUUUUGACAAGCACGCAAUGUGUAGACGAU